This is a messenger RNA of Hydractinia symbiolongicarpus, 2451 nucleotides long. RefSeq names its product extracellular calcium-sensing receptor-like. The record is from RefSeq and is a predicted model, not a curated record. Gene Ontology annotation, cellular component: membrane. The transcript has a single exon. The coding region runs from base 1 to 2451 and encodes 816 amino acids. Gene Ontology annotation, biological process: G protein-coupled receptor signaling pathway. NCBI's taxonomy places the organism in Eukaryota, Metazoa, Cnidaria, Hydrozoa, Anthoathecata, Hydractiniidae. Gene Ontology annotation, molecular function: G protein-coupled receptor activity.
AUGAAUGUUCAGCGCCUUGUUAGUUAUCUCCUUGCUGCAUUGUCCUUCAUUUGCUUAAUCAAAGGAAAUCUUAGAACAAUUUCUGAAAAAAGAGAUAUUAAUUUGGCAAUAUAUUUGUCAUUAUGUUUGGGAAAGGGAUUAAAAAUCGACUCCUUGAUGCUUUUGGAGGGAAUCGAUUACAAAGUAAAUAUUAUCAACAAGGAAAUGAAUGCUUUCUAUCACGGAAGAAACGACACAAUGAUUUCCAUGGGUUAUGUCAUAUAUGAUGUUUGCUAUGGAUCUAAGGGUACACUUAAAUCAGCGUUGGACUCUGUAUUGCAACACGUUAACUUGCCUUCUAAAGGUAAUGGAACUUGUUGCGUAUCCUAUCCAUCCCGUAAUGAUGAGGUUAUCAUAGUAGCUAACGCAAGUGAAGCUGUUUCUUCACUAAUGGUUAAUCUUCUACAAGCAUCAAAGAAGCCUUACAUAUCAUUGUAUCAGUACAAAUCGUAUGAUCAACUAUACAAAAACUAUUACAAAUUAAAUUCGCAAGAUUAUGAAGUUCUGAAUACAUUUCUCGAGUUGAUAAAAUUUAUGAAGUGGACACAUGUUGGGCUUAUUUUUUCUAACAAUCCAUAUGGAGAAGCUGGUUAUUAUAGAGCAAUUGAUGUGUUUAAUGAUGCUGAAAUAUGCUUCAGUUUUUCGUUUUUCUUCUCGAAUGGCGCUUCUUUGAGUGAUGUGGACAUGAUCAAAAGGCUCAAAGGCAAUGCUUACAUUGACGUGGUACUAUUAUGGUUAACUGCUGAUACUAUCAGUUUCCUGCAAUUGGCCGACAGGUAUUUCAUAUAUAACAGGACUUGGUUAGCAAGUCCUGCAAUUUCAAAUCUACCUUCAUCUUUUUUUCAAACCUUUGAACCAUUAGUAGUACAGGGAAUGAUACACGUGAAAAAAAGUCGCAAUAAAAAAAUAAAUAGCUUUUUUAACUAUUUUUGGAAGCUAGAAAAAACAAAUGUGAUCAACAAAUGGAGAAAAUAUGCAAACGCUAAUGUGUUGGAAAGUGGUAAUGGAACAUAUCUUAAGUCACUGCAGAAACAGAUAGAUCAGCGGACAUAUGUCACGCUUUACAAUACACUUGCUGCUUUCGACAUUUUUAGGUUCGAUUUGAAGAUUAUUAUUGGUACUAAUGUCAAAGAAAAAACCAGUUACAUUAUUGAAGAAGUUCAGAGAAAGCCCAUCCGCUUUGGUUUCAUAAAUAAUGCGGACACUGCGUCAAUUGAAAUUUUACAAAUUGAUUACACCACCAGAGAAGUUAGUUUCACCUACGUAGUAUUAGUACUAACAUUAUGGGGUAGACUGAGAUUUUCUGAAUUUAAAAAAAGUGUUUGGGCAGGGUAUAGCGAGAGAGCACCUAAUUCAAAGUGCCAUGGACAAUGUUUGGCUGGACACGAACCAAUUUAUGUGAACAAAAGAUGUUGUUGGAUUUGUGUAAAGUGUGCAGACACCACAAUCAAAUCGAAGAAUGGCAGUGAGACGUGCCAAGAUUGCCCACACAACACAGAGUCAAACAGAAAAAGAACCCUUUGCUUUACCUAUAAAAAUAAAUACAUCAUUUAUAAUACUACAAUAGCUUAUGGUGUUUACAGUUUGGUGUGUUUAGGCGCAGCAUUGAGCUUCGUUUUUCUUAUUUGUUUUGUUAAGAAUAGAACCACGCCAUUAGUUCGUUCAUCAAAUACUUUUUUAUCCAUCACACAACUUACAAUUCAUUUUCUUUUAUUUUUGACACCUGUUUCUUCAAUUGGAUACAUCAACAAUACGUCUUGCAUUAUAACAAUGGUUUUACAUGGACAGUUAAUUUGCCUAAUACUAGCCAUUGUUUUUGCCAAGACAGUGUUUCUUGUUCGCGUGUUUCAGAGCAAAAGAGUGCUAAUACGUUCUGUAGUAACAAAAAAUGUUCAGUAUCUUUGGAUACUGUCGAUUCAAGCUGUUUAUGGAUGCCUUGUUAUACUAGCACUUUACCAUUCACCUCAUGGCAUUUUAAAUAUGAAAAAUCGAAAACAACUGCUAAACGAAGUAACUUGUGCAAAUCACAAUCUACUGAUUUGUCAAUUUGCAUAUAUUCUAUUCCUGACCGCUUCGUGCAUGGUUCAAGCAUUUCGUGCUCGAAAUUUGCCCUCCUAUUAUAAUGAAGGAACAAAAAUACUGUAUGCAUCAUCUAGUGUGAUUUUUGUGUUGAUAAUGGCAGCACUGCUUCAUACAAGCAUAACAGAUAUAAACAAGAAAGUUAUUCAAUAUCAGGUUCUUUCGUGGUUAAUAAACUUUUGUAUUUUGUUUUUCAUGUUUUCAUUUAAAGUCUGGGUUCUUAUGUUCCAACCGCAACGGAAUAAUAUUCGGGUCUUUCGAAGAAUUUUGUAUAAUAACUCAAAAGAAAGAGUGGAUAUGAAAAUGAGAAAAAGAGAAGGCUCAAGAAGCUGA